Messenger RNA from Lodderomyces jiufengensis, 3834 nucleotides. It is a transcript of the gene BNI4, whose product is annotated as Bni4p. The record is from RefSeq and is a predicted model, not a curated record. Bases 1 to 3834 code for a protein of 1277 amino acids. Gene Ontology annotation, biological process: actin cytoskeleton organization. Gene Ontology annotation, molecular function: actin binding. The transcript has a single exon. NCBI's taxonomy places the organism in Eukaryota, Fungi, Ascomycota, Pichiomycetes, Serinales, Debaryomycetaceae.
AUGUCAUCUAAUACUACUGAAUUUAAUGAUUUCUUUGCAGAAAAUAAUUUUUAUUCAGCACCCAAUACUCAACAUAGUUCAAAUCAUAUUAAUACCUUGAAGAAUGCUAUUCCUAAUUCAAUUAGUCUGAAAAGUAUCAAAGAUGGAUUGAAUGAUAAUGAGAACAAUGGAAAAUCAAAAAGCAAUAGUACUAGUCGAACAUCAAUUAUUAAAUCAUCACCUAGUUUGAAAGCGUUGGAGUCUAUUUUAAAUGAGAAAAAUAAAAAAUGGGCACCAAACUCAAUAAAGGAAGAAGAUGAAGAAGAAGAAACAGAUGAUUUUGAUACAGAGUUACAUAAGAAAUAUGAUUAUACAAACCCAUCACCUGUCAAAUAUAAACAAUCAAAUAAUACUACUGAUACUUUAACAACAUUUCAGUCAUUUGAAACUGCAAAUGAAUCAAUUGAUCAAUCAAAAUCACAAAAUCAAUGGAGUUCUCAAAAACAAUUCAGAACUAACAGUAAUUCUCAUAAACACAAUAAAUCAUUAACUUCAUCAAUAAGUAUAAGUGGUAGUGGAUAUAGUACUGAUGAUACUCCAAUUUUGGAACAACCACCAACUUUUCAAAAUUACACUCCCCAUAAUAAUGAAUCCCCACAAUUAAAAGUCAUUGAAACUGGUAAAGUUUCUUCUAAAGACAAUACAUUAAUAAAUGAUAGCACAUCAACAGAAUCAAAAGACAAUAAUAUUGAUGAUAGUGAAGAAACUAUACAAUUAGUUGAUGAUUUGAAAGCUAAAAAUAGUAUAACUAAUCUUAGUAAUAAUUUUGUAUCGGAAUUAAAAUUCAAAAAUGAGAAAAAUAAUAAAAUUAAUAUUUACGAAUCAAGUACUAAAAAUAAUAAAUUAAUUACAACAAAUAAUAAAAUUAAUAAUAAUAAUAAAAAUUUUAAGGAAAGGGAUAAUUUCAAAUUUAGUUCAGAUACUCCAAGACCGUUUUCACAGAACGUAUCUGCUCCUCUCGAUAAAAAUUUACCAAGUUUACCAAAUAAAUCAAAUACAAUUGGUAUGAAUAAACUAAAAGAGAAUGGAUUCAAAUCAAAAAGUAUGCUUUCAACACUACCAAUAACAAAAGAUGAUUUGAUACCACAACAACAAGUUGAACAACAAAAAUCACCUCAUACUAGAUCAAAUUCAAGUUUUUCACUAAAUAUGAUGAAACAAGAAAAACCUAAAUUACAACGUAAAAGAUCUUCAACUAUGGAUGAUUUAAAGAAAGUAGGUCAAAGGGAUGAAAAUAUACAGCCUGAGAAAAAGAAAUUUAGUUUUAGGUCAUUAUUCAAAUCAAAAUCUAAAAAUCAUUCUUUAAAUAAAUCAUCCGAUGAAUUGUCGUCAACAAAACCACCUGUUCAAGUUACCUCCAAAUCAUAUUCUACUACUACUAUACCAACAUAUCAAGAAACACUCCCGCCUUUAACUAAAACUAAAUCAAAUACCUCGAUAAUUAAUGUUUUCAAGAGAAAUAAAUCCGUGGAACAACUAAAAAGUGAAGAACUAAAAUCGGAAUUACCCAAAAAAUCAACACAGCAAUCAUCAUCACCAGUAAAUCAACAAAUUAAAAAAGUUGAACCGGAUUUGCAAACUAUACCAGAUACUGAUUCACCAAUUUUAUUAGAUGCUAAUAACUCCAAGGCUAAACCAGGAUCAGUAAAUUUUAUUCGUGAAGUAAGUGAUAAUAAUAUUGGUUUUAAAUUCAAAGAACCAAGUAGUACUGAAUCUGAACUGGAAAAUUUCCAAGACGCAGAAGAAGAAGAUGAUGAUAAAUUAUCCUUUGUAAAAUCAAAUGAUGAGCAUGAUUAUGAUUCUAAUAAUAUUUUGGAAAACCCACCAACAAGAAAAAUCAAUAAUCAAUUUGGUGAAGAAAUUCUGUUGAUGCCAUCUUUUUUGGAAAAUUCUCAAUUUGGUUCACCUUUCAAAGUAAACUAUCAAAGUUCACCACAUGGAUCACCAACUACAAACCACUACAAACCAGUUAAAUUUCCAUCGCCAUCACCAUUACCAAAUAGAAAUCCAAAAGAUGAUAAAAAUCAACAAUUACUUGGUGAAGCAUUAUUUCCAAGAUCACUUAAUGCUCAUGAAGUUGAAUCCAUUGUUUCAUUAGAAAGAUCAAGAUCAUUGAAAUCUAUCAAAUCAAACAAAAGAAAUUCAUUUGUAAAUUAUAAUGGAAGUGAUGAUAAUAUAAUACAUUAUAAUGGACCAGCUUUAUCACCAAACACUAGUGGUAUAACAAGAUCAAAUUCAAUUCUAAAGAACUCAGGUAGUAAGAAAAGUAAUUUGAACAAAGAAGCAGUUGAUAAUACAAAUGGUUUACCAUCACCAGCUCAACCAAAUGAAUCAAUUGAUGGAAACUUAUUAGAUUCAAUCGACUUUAUGGAAUUUAGUGAUUUUAUUGAUGUUGAUAAUUUAAAUUUUAAUUAUUCUCCAAAUGGUGCACAGUCAGGUACAGCAAGUCCAAAAAUUGAACCAAGUAGUAAUGGGAAAUUGAAUGAUAUUAUAGCUACCACUGCUAAAGAAACUCAAGAAGAGGACCUUCAAUUUCAGUCACCACCACCUCCACCACAACAACAACAACAACAGCAAUUACCGCAAUCAAAAGAGAAUGAGCUUGUCUCAUCACCACCUACUAUUGUUGUAAAUGAAUCAUCUUCAGCAUCACCUAAUGAUCUUAAAUUGGAUACAAUUUCAUUUCCUAAUAGUGCAAAUAGUCAUACUUCUCCAGUACCGAUUAUUAUUGAAUCAAGAACUCCUUCACCAUCACCAUUAUCAAUGGAAAGAGAAGAAUCACCAAAAACCAGUCUAGAAGUUGAUGGAUUUGAUAAGAAUUUUGAACAAAAAGAAUCAAUACUAUCUGAUAGAAUUGACAACAAAGAUUCUGAUGAGGAAGACGAGAUGAAGGCACUUAAAAAUUCACCAAUUUUACAAACUGCAAUUAAGGGUAAUACCAGCAUAAAAGACUUGAAUGAUGAUGGUAAAUCAAAUUUUAAUAAUAGACCAAUUUCAAUGUCUUUUAAAGGGUUAGACGCACCAUCAUUUUCAGGUAAAUUUACUCAACAUAAUCUUAGAAGUAGUGAUUCUCAUCAAUCUUUUACUAUAUCAUUUAAUGAUUCAUCAUCAUCAGUUGGUGGAGGAUUUGGUACAACAGAAGAUGAAGAUGAAGAUGAUGAAGAAGAAGAAGAAGAAGAAGCAGACAAUGAAGCUGGUGUAAGUUCAGAUUAUUAUGAUGAUGAAGAAGCUUUACUUAAUGAAUAUGAAAAAGAAAAUUUAGUUCCUUAUACCAAAAAAUCUCCACAAUCACUGCAUCAACCAAAAUUUCAAUCAUCACAACAAAAAUGGACUCCACCGCAAAGAUCAACUUCAACAUUUGGUAAAGAGAAUAAUAAUUCAAAUAAUUUUGAUUUUUCACCAAUUCAACCACCACCUCCUUUCAACACUAAAUUCAGUCAUAAUAAAAUUCCAUCAAUUUCAGAUCAAUCAUCAACAAAUUCAUCACCAAGAUCUUUUACAUCAAUGUUGGGUAAAUGGAAAAAAGGAUAUACCACAACAAACAAUAAUAUAAUAAGACCAGCUCCACCACCACCAUCAUCAUUUUCACCAUUAAAACAAUCAGGUGUUCGAUUCAGUUCAAGAAUUAUUUUGUACGAUACAUAUAAUGGAGAUGAAUAUGAUAGACAUCCAGAUACUGCAACAUGUAAUCAAUUAACUCCUUCAUUAGCUCAACAAAUUAAAGAAGAGAUGAAUUUAAUUAAAAGUGAAAUGGAAGUUCAUGUUGAAAGUAGAUGUUAUACUCAAUUUUUUUGA